AAUCGCUGCAGUUAAAAGAGGACAUGAUGUCUGUUUAGAGGCUUCAUGGGACGUUGAAGGAUUGUGUGAAUGUGGACGGUGGCGUUGGAGGAUAGAUUCUGGAAUUAAACGGGUGGACUUCAGGAAUUACAUUAACUGAGUUGUGACUCACUGUAGACUGUGAACGUGAUGUUGGGUUUGUUGUGGUUCUGCUUCGCGUCUGUGUUCUGUGUCUCUGGAUUUGACGUUUUAUCCUGUAGAAACUCUUCGGUCACAAUGAAUGUGGUUCUGCUGGAGGAUGAAGGUUCGCCCUGGAGUCUGAAGUUUGUACAGAAUGUGGUUGUUGAGGCUGUUGAAGCGGAAAACAAAAAGAACAAGGAUGCAGGGUUGGACUUCAUGAUCAAGGUGCUGUUCAGCGGUUUUAACACGACUCUUUACCGGCGCAGAGGUUGCAGCAGCAGUACAUGUGAAGCCGUGGAGAUUCUCAAAUCACUGCAUAACAACAGUGAGGUUGGCUGUGUCAUGCUGGGCCCGUCCUGCACAUACGCAACUUUCCAGCUGGUCGAUCAAGAAAUUGGUUUGACUUUAACUAUCCCGAUCAUCUCAGCUGGUAGUUUUGGUCUGUCGUGUGACUAUAAAGAGAAACUCACCCGUCUGUUGCCUCCUGCGCGCAAAAUUUCAGACUUCUUCGUCCAUUUCUGGAACGAGGCCGUUCUUCAUCUGAAACCGGAGUGGAAAACAGCAUAUAUUUAUAAAAAACCCAACAACACAGAGGAAUGCUUCUGGUAUAUAAAUGCUCUGGAGGCGCCGUCCGCUCUGUUCUCAUCCAAUGUCUCCAGAGAGAUGCUGAGGAGCCAAGAAGAGCUGACAGCAGCCCUCAGAAACCCUGAUCGCCAUAGCAACAUUUUUGUUGUGUGUGGAACUCCAGAUGAUGUUCAGUCCAUGAAGAACACAAGCAGUGUUCCAGCAGAAGUGCUGUUUGUCCUCAUUGACCUGUACAAUGAGGGAUAUCACACCAACUACUCCAGCUUUGAGCACAUGCGGAACGUUCUGGUGGUCACCAUGCACAACUUCAGGAACUACUCCAGCAACAACUUCUGGAAAAUAAACAGCUUGGUGCUGAACGAUUACGUGGUCGGUUACCAUGACGCUGUGCUUCUGUUCGGUCACGUGAUGAGAGAGAAUCUACUAGCGAUUAAGAAGUCAUCUGGCAAGACCAGCAGCAUCAUCGAAAACCCCUUCAGAAACAUGUCGUUUGAAGGUUUUGGUGGACACUAUGAAUUAGAUGCUAGUGGUGACAGAGAUCUCAAUCUGUCGGUAGUUUACACGACUAGUACAAACCAGUAUAAGACGCUGUUUGUGUUCGACACGUCCAGUAACAAAACGAAGCAGAAUCACUCGAACCCUGACCUGCCGUGGGCUGGAUCCCGUCUGCCCAGCGACAAACCUGCUCAUGCAUUAGAGGUUCAGAAUAUCAUCAUGAUAGUUCUCGGCCUCAGUGUUGUCAUGGCAACUGCGAUUGCUUUUAUCUUGUACAGGCAGAACAGGCGAGUGCGUUUCAAUCAGAAGAAAUGGUCACACAUCAAUCCAGCGCUCAUCACACCACUACACGACAAAGCGACAAACUACAUCAGCCUCAGAAUUGAUGAAGAUAAGAAAGGAGACAGCAGCAUCCAGAUACACAAGGGCCGAUAUGACAAAAAGCCGGUCAUUCUGAAGGAGUUGAAGAACACAGAUGGGAAUUUCUCUGAGGAUCAGCGGAUUGAACUCAACGCACUGUUGCGUAUAGAUUAUUAUAAUCUGACUAAGUUCUACGGGACGGUGAAGUUUGAGUGUGGUGUGUUUGGAGUUUUUGAGUUCUGUGAGCGAGGAUCACUCAGGUAUGUGCUGAACGAUAAGAUCUCGUAUCCUGAUGAGAGUUUCAUGGAUCUGGAGUUUAAGAUCUCAGUCAUGUACGACAUCGCGAAGGGAAUGUCGUACCUUCACUCCAGUAACGUCGGCGUUCACGGGAGACUGAAAUCGACAAACUGUGUUGUGGACAAUCGUAUGGUGGUGAAGAUCACGGACUUCGGCUGUAACACAAUCCUCACGCCCGGGAAAGACUUGUGGACGGCUCCCGAGCACAUGCGUGUUCAGGGAAUCUCUCAGAAAGGAGACAUCUACAGUUUCGCCAUCAUCUCUCAGGAGAUCAUCCUCAGAAAGAGUCCGUUUUACACCAGCUGCUGUUCUGAUACUGCAGAGAAACUUUAUCGUGUUCAGAAUCCGAGAGGGCCGAAUGUCUUCAGACCGGAUCUCAGUUUUGAGUCCGUUGGAGAGACUGAAGCAGAGCUGUUUGUGUUGAUCAAGAGCUGCUGGGAGGAGGAUCCAGAGAAGAGACCGGACUUCAAGAGAAUCGAGGGCACUCUGGGGAAAAUCUUCAGUAAUCUUCACAACCAGGCCAACGCCAGCUACAUGGACAACCUGAUCCGCAGACUGCAGAUGUACUCCAGAAACCUGGAACACCUGGUGGAGGAGAGAACGGCGCUGUACAAGGCCGAGAGAGACCGAGCCGAUCAGCUCAACUGCAUGCUGCUGCCGGGGCCGGUGGUGCGUUCACUAAAGGAAACUGGUCGCGUGGAGCCCGAGCUGUAUGAUGAGGUCACUAUCUACUUCAGUGACAUCGUGUGCUUCACGACUCUCUGUCAUCACAGCACACCGAUGGAGGUGGUGGACAUGCUCAAUGACAUCUACAAGAACUUUGACAGCAUCCUCGACAACCACGAUGUCUACAAGGUGGAGACUAUCGGUGAUGCAUACAUGGUUGCGUCAGGUCUGCCCAGACGCAACGGUAACAGACAUGCGGUGGACGUUUGUCUCAUGGCUCUGGACAUUCUGGAGUUCUUGGGAACGUUUCAGCUCAGACACCUGCCGGGAAUUCCAUUGUGGAUCCGAAUCGGAAUACACUCAGGUCCAUGCGCUGCAGGUGUUGUGGGUAAUAAGAUGCCGAGGUAUUGUCUGUUUGGAGACACAGUCAACACAGCGUCACGAAUGGAGUCCACAGGCAUGCCUCUGAGGAUUCACGUGAGCGAGUCGACCAUUGAGAUCUUACAGAGAACAGACUGUCAGUUUGAGUGUGAACGCAGAGGAGAAACUUACCUGAAGGGUAAAGGAAAGGAGAUGACAUAUUGGCUAACUGGAGUAACGGGGCGGAAAUACAACCUGCCGACUCCACCAACAGCAGAGAACUUCCAGCGUCUGCAGCAGGAUCUGGCCGACAGAAUUAUCUCUGCGCUCGACAAAAAAGGAAACGAAUGGAGGAAAACACUCUCAACACGCCAGAGACGAACACAGAGACACAGCAGCGAUAACCAGCCUGAAUACCUGCACCUGACUGACCCCAACACACACCCGUAACACACACACACCUGAUGUUUCGUGUAUUUAACUGUGUAGUUAAAGGGAUAGUUCACCUAAAAAAAAACAAGAGUGUCAUCAUUUAAUCACCUUCAUGUUGAAUGACUGUCCCAGUCACCAUUCACUUUCACUGUGAGGACAAAAGAUGCAAUGAAAGUGAAUGGUGACUGAGACAGUCAUACAGGUUUGGAACGAGUAAAUGAUGACAGAAUAUUCAUUUUUGGUUGAACUAUCCCUUUAAGCAUUCUUCAUUGAGUUUUUGUGUAAAUCAUAUUUGAUAUUCAUUGAGCAAAUAUGAUGAUUUAAUCAUUUUCUGUCCUGGAAUGAAUGUUUUUUUUUUUGUAUGUAUCACUUUUAUGUGCAAUAUGACUUCAUAACAAUCUUUUCUUACUAAUAUAAAUAUGGAACAAGAGACAAACUUUAUUGUAUUAUUCAGAAUGUUUUAUUAACCAAACUUAUUGCUUAUAAAAUAAUAGAAGAAAAAUGUGAGACAGCAGAAAUUAAUUCUGAUACAUUCGCUAAUAUACAUAAAACACAAACAUAUGACACUGUUUUCUGAACACAUUAACAAAACAGAAAAGAGCAGAGAAAAUACAGUAUAUAUAUACUGUAUUUUCUCUGCUUUUUUCUUAUAUAUACACACACACAUAUACAGUAUUUGACUUUUAUCAGUCAGCAAAAAUUCUCCCCAAAAAAUACAUUGAUGUAUUUUUUAAAUGACGGAUGUCAUUUUUGUGACUUUAAAGUAACAGCUAAUGACAUUUGAAACUGAAUUCAUCCCAUAUAAAGGUCUAUAACUGUAUAUAAACAAACAAACAAUUAUAUACACGAAAAUGAAUUGCAAAUAUAUGCAUUUGGUGCCAAACGUGAGCUGAAUUCAGUAUAUAUAAUUGCCAUAUUGAAUAUGGCUGGGUAUUGAUGGAGCUUUCCUGAUUUGAUUUGAUUUCAAUUCAGAUAUAAACACAAUUUGAUUUGAUAAAUUUGUGCAUACUUCCGUUAUAAUGUUCAUUUUGCUUACAUAUAAAAGAAAUUCUCUUUCAGCUAAUGCUUUUAAUUAUUCAGGGAACUUUCUAGCUUGGUACAUUACGAAAAUAUUAAUUUUAAACAUUAACAACAAUGGCAAAACCAUAUAGCAGAUAUAAUAAACACAACCAACUCUGAAGUAUUCUUUAAAGUAAAAGAGUGAUAUUGGGAUUUUAAGAAUCGAUAUCAAGAUCGUUCAAAUAAAGAUUAAUCAGAUAAAUCAAUAUUUCUACCCAGCUAUUAACCCUUGUGCAUCAAUUUAUAAAAGUUACUCAGAGGUCCUUAGAGGAGAGAAAUGUCAAAAAACUGCCAUAAUAAUAUUAUAUA
This is a messenger RNA of Myxocyprinus asiaticus (Chinese sucker), 4722 nucleotides long. It is a transcript of the gene gucy2ca, whose product is annotated as guanylate cyclase 2Ca. The transcript is spliced from 27 exons. The record is from RefSeq and is a predicted model, not a curated record. Bases 169 to 3372 code for a protein of 1067 amino acids. Lineage: Eukaryota; Metazoa; Chordata; Actinopteri; Cypriniformes; Catostomidae. Gene Ontology annotation, molecular function: guanylate cyclase activity; protein kinase activity; ATP binding. Gene Ontology annotation, biological process: receptor guanylyl cyclase signaling pathway; intracellular signal transduction; cGMP biosynthetic process.